AUUACACGUAUCCCCCUGCCUUUCUUCCUUUAACAUAAACCAAAUUCAACCAUUUCUGAAACUAAGCUCAUCUCUCUCUCUCAAGAAACUCAUCAAACACCUCGGGAUCAAUCAAUGAGGUCCAAAACCCAAUCUCCCAUUAACAUCAAGCUAGCUCUCCUCUGUUUCUUCCUCCUUUCUCUCCUUCUCUUAAUAAUUUGGUUAAAUCUCUCUUCUUUUCAACUAAAUUCAGCAUCUCCCUUACCAAAAGCCCAUUUAUCAAAUUCAACAAAAGAAGAUAAAGAAGAUGAAGAAUCAUCAUCGUCGUCGUCAUCAUCUUCAUCAUCUUGUCCAUCGCUUUCUUUAAUUCCAACAUGCAACAAAACCCCACCUUCAUUAGCCAACGCAUUAGUCCACUACGCAACAAACAACAUAACACCACAACAAACCUUAAAAGAAAUAUCAGUAACACUAAGAGUUCUUGAAAAAAAAUCCCCCUGCAAUUUCUUAGUCUUCGGCCUCGGCCAUGACAGUCUGAUGUGGACAUCACUCAACCAUGGCGGCCGAACAGUAUUUCUAGAGGAAGACAAAGCCUGGAUCGAACAAAUAAAAGGAAAAUUACCAAGUUUAGAGUCAUACCAUGUAAGUUACGAUACCAAAGUGCACGAAGCAGACGGAUUAAUGGAGACUGGACAGGGAGAAGAAUGCAAGAUUGUCAGCGAUCCAAGAUUUUCAAAAUGUCAGCUUGCGCUUAAAGGAUUUCCUAGCGAUGUGUAUGAUAUAGAGUGGGAUUUGAUUAUGGUGGAUGCGCCUACAGGGUACCAUGACGAAGCGCCGGGGAGGAUGACGGCGAUUUAUACGGCGGGGUUGAUGGCGAGGAAUAGAGAGAAUGGUGAGACGGAUGUGUUUGUUCAUGAUGUGGAUAGAGUUGUAGAGGAUAAAUUCUCUAAAGCUUUUCUUUGCGAAGGCUAUAUGACGGAGCAAGAGGGAAGGUUAAGGCAUUUUACUAUUCCUAGCCAUAGGACUCGUUUGGGUAGAUCUUUCUGUCCUUAGAAGGUAAUUUCUGCUUCUUAUAGAGAAUAUACAAUUCAAUCUUCAAUUUUAUCACUUUUGCUUUUAAUAAUAUGUCAUGUUAUGUGUUCCUUUC
Jatropha curcas is the source of this 1126-nucleotide messenger RNA. Its product is annotated as glucuronoxylan 4-O-methyltransferase 3. Lineage: Eukaryota; Viridiplantae; Streptophyta; Magnoliopsida; Malpighiales; Euphorbiaceae. The record is from RefSeq and is a predicted model, not a curated record. Gene Ontology annotation, biological process: xylan biosynthetic process.